GUCAGAUUUGUCACGGUGACAGCCGCUGCCAUAAUCUUUUAAUACUUGGCGGGUCGCGGAGUGGAUUGCUGUCCCCAUCUGUUCUGUUAAAAGUGAAAUUGCUUUCGUGACGUGAAUCGAAGAAGUUAGCGGGUACAAAAAAAGUAAAAGAACGUCAACAUGUACAGCAAUCAGUCGGGGUCACUAGAUUAAAACUUUAACGACGCGCCCUUUUAAUUAAAAGUUAAUGCUCAUGUGAAAACUUGCUAAUUUCGCAAGACAAGCUCCCAAAUGGCGAAUUCUAAAUUCAGUGACGUUGACGAGUAUGGAUUUCAACGCCCAGAAGACUUCGACUAUUUAGUAUACGAAAAGUUUAUGUCAUCUUACCUGAAAGUCCUAACAGAACGACAAAUACGAUGGGAAACGUUGAAACGAAAGAAUACAGAUUUUUCGAAAUUGACUCGAACUCUUAAACGUUAUAUCAGAAAGGGAAUACCCACGUCCUAUCGCACUGAAGUGUGGAUGAAAGUAUCUGGUGCAUAUCAAAAUCAACAGCAAUCUCCAGAUCUCUAUAGUAAUUUACUGAGAGCGCAAUUCGAUAGGGAUACAGUGGAAGCUAUUAAAAUAGAUCUUCCACGUACUUUCCCCGAUAAUAUUCAUUUCGAAACGAAAAAGAGACAGCUUUUCAAUGUUCUUAUUGCAUACGCACACCAUAACCGCGACGUAGGCUACUGCCAAGGACUGAAUUAUAUAGCAGGUCUAUUAUUGAUAGUUACACAAAAAGAGGAACCAACAUUUUGGCUGCUUAAAAUGAUUGUCGAGAAAAUAGUUCCUUCAUAUCAUACCAAGAGAAUGACCAAUUUAAUUCGAGAUUUAGCUGUUUUAAAAGAGCUAAUCAAAUUAAAAGUACCUGAAGUUAAUAAUCAUAUAGAAAAUUUAGGUUUACCAUACACUGUGAUAGCAAGCAAAUGGUUCGUGUGCCUAUUUGCGGAAGUACUGCCAACCGAAACUGUGCUUCGAAUUUGGGAUUGUGUUUUCGCAGAGGGAUAUAAGAUCCUCUUUCGAGUAGGAAUCACCCUAAUUGUUGCGCAUAGAAACGUUAUUUUACAAGCCGACGACAUAUCUGUGCUAGCUGAAUUGUUUCGCAACGAAAUUAUCAAAGGCGAGAUCGCCACCGAUUGUCAUAAUUUUAUGAAAAACAUUUUCAAAGUACCUGGUAACUUAAAGCGAAGAGACUUGGAACGUUUAAGAUUGAUCUGCAUCGAUCGAACAAACUGUUAGCAUUUCUUCCAGGUUUUCUCUGAAGGCAGUUUAUAUACAUAGUUGCUGAUGUGUACAUCGGUGAAGUACUACGAGCACAUUUAAUCGAAAUGUAUUGUUUUUGUGUUUAUUUGUAAGCAUAAAUGGAAUUAAAUUAUUGACUCAUUUUAA
Molecule: messenger RNA, 1410 nt
Organism: Hermetia illucens (black soldier fly)
Lineage: Eukaryota; Metazoa; Arthropoda; Insecta; Diptera; Stratiomyidae
Product: growth hormone-regulated TBC protein 1
Exons: 6
Coding region: 271-1260 (329 amino acids)
Source: RefSeq, a predicted model, not a curated record